Acipenser ruthenus (sterlet) is the source of this 1894-nucleotide messenger RNA. RefSeq names its product single-stranded DNA-binding protein 3-like. Gene Ontology annotation, cellular component: nucleus. Gene Ontology annotation, biological process: positive regulation of transcription by RNA polymerase II. Lineage: Eukaryota; Metazoa; Chordata; Actinopteri; Acipenseriformes; Acipenseridae. Gene Ontology annotation, molecular function: protein binding; single-stranded DNA binding. The record is from RefSeq and is a predicted model, not a curated record.
AGUGCAGCUGCUGCACCCAGCCCCGUGAUGGGCAACAUGCCCCCCAACGACGGCAUGCCAGGCGGUCCCAUGCCCCCCGGCUUCUUUCAGGGGCCUCCUGGUUCACAGCCGUCGCCCCACGCACAGCCACCCCCACACAACCCCAGCAACCCCAUGAUGGGACCGCACAGCCAGCCUUUCAUGUCUCCGCGGUACCCAGGCGGGCCACGCCCCUCCCUCAGAAUGCCAAAUCAGCCCCCAGGCGGAGUUCCGGGGUCACAGCCUCUCCUACCCAACAGCUUGGACCCCACGAGACCGCAAGGGCAUCCGAACAUGGGCGGGCCGAUGCAGAGAAUGAACCCCCCGAGAGGGAUGGCAGGGAUGGGGCCACAGAACUAUGGGGGAGGAAUGAGACCCCCACCCAGCUCGCUAGGGGGCCCUGGCAUGCCUGGGAUGAACAUGGGUCCGGGAGGAAGGGGUCCCUGGCCGAAUCCUAACGCAAACUCGAUAGCAUAUUCCUCGUCGUCUCCAGGGAAUUACGUGGGUCCACCGGGGGGAGGCGGUCCGCCAGGCACUCCCAUCAUGCCCAGCCCAGGAGACUCUACAAAUUCCAGUGAAAACAUUUACACAAUGAUGAACCCAAUAGGACCUGGAGGCAGCAGACCCAACUUCCCCAUGGGCCCUGGUCCAGAUGGUCCGAUGGGAGGGAUGGGCGCGAUGGAGCCGCACCACAUGAACGGGUCGUUAGGGUCUGGGGACAUGGAUGGGUUGCCAAAGAAUUCUCCGAACAACAUGGCAGGGAUGAAUAACCCCCCCGGCACUCCGCGAGACGAUGGCGAGAUGGCCGGCAACUUCCUGAACCCGUUCCAAAGUGAAAGCUAUUCUCCCAGCAUGACGAUGAGUGUGUGAUUUUCCCCCCCCCCACCGUCCCCCCACCCUGCGCGACCUCCCCCCCCCCCCCCCCCCCCCAGACCCCCGAUCUCCUGUGCACCCUCCCCUGAGAACGAGGGCUGCAUAUUCACAGCACCCAGCAGGGGGCAGGACACGACCAGAGGACUCCAGAGAAAGCCAGCAGAACUUCGACCGACCCAAGAGUGUGCGCCUCACUGACACCCCACCCACCCAGACAGACAGACAGACAGACAGACAGCAGGUGUAUUUAAAGACUGUCCCCAAACACCUACCUGUAUCUACCUGCAAACACCUUUCCACUAUUCUUCUUGUUCUUGUUGUUGUUUAAUAUUGUAAUGACAUGGCAGCAGCAGCGCCCCCUGUAGGUGAGUUGCCAUUCAAACAUGUAAAGGUGGUUUGUGUGGUUUUUUUAAAUGUUUUUAUUUUCCUGGGGGAGGAGGGGGAGGGGGAGGGGGAGGGGGGUUUGAAUUCUUUUAGUUUUUAUGUAAAGGGCACAUGGAAUCACUAGGAAGCACACCCGAAUGCUGAAGCACUGUAGCGACCGUUCUGUUUACAGGGACGCGUUUUGUUUCAAGGUGUGUGUUUUUUCUGUUUCAUUUUCUCAUGUAAAUGUUUUGGAAGUGUCGCUUCUCCUGCUCAGUUUUCAACAGCUCUUCGGAGGAGAGGGAAAGCUUCGCAGAGCAAACGGGCUGUUUUUUAUUUUUCAUUUCUCUCUCUCUCGUCUUUCCUCUGCGGGAAAGAACUGCAUUGGGGGCCCGUGGCUCAGGGCCAUAAGCUGCUAAACCCUGUUUGUCAGGACGUCCCACAGGGAGAGAGCGAGACAGAGAGCGAGCCUGCACUGGCUUCAGCAGAGCAGGGUGCUGGGCUGGGCCUGUUUCUCAACAACUGGAAAACAAUCUGGGUUUAAUUAUUAUUAUUUUUUUUUAAAUCAUGUGCCUAGUUUUUAAUUUAUAUUCAAGAUUUUAAAAAAAUAAAAUAAACUUCACCAAGACUUUUUACCAAA